CACAGCAGUGCAGCAGAUACACAUGCACGUACAGACGCUCGGAGCUCAGCCAGGAAAUUAGCUCUGAGUGUCUCGCCAUGAACCCCUCCAGCCUGCGUCCUGCGUCUCCAGAUUUACAGACGGACAAAGAGGAACUGCCGGCAUCGCUGGAAAAACUACGGCAGCUGAUAGAAGACAAAAUUAACAUCCUGCAGUUGCCCCCCAUCGAGGAUCAGCAGGAUUCACUGCGUGAGGAGCACACAGCAGCAGGAGGACUGUGGAGGUUUGCUGCUCUGAGUGGGGAGCUGUCCUGUCACCUCCAGCAGCUGCAGAAGCAGACAGAGCAGGAGCUCAGCAACAUUCAAACACAGAAGGCUCAUGUGGAGAUGUUGGCACCAGUGCUGGAGGGGUCCUCCAACUGGGAUGAUGGAAAGAAAAGCCAGACGAAAGCAGAAGUAAUACUGUGUCAGAUCGAAGGCCGUCAGCAGCAGCUGACCGGGGAGCUGUCGGAGCUUCAGAAGAGGAAGGAACAGGCUGAGGAAGAGCUGAAGAACAGCUCCUGCCCUCACACGUCCGCUUUUCGUUUGUGCGCCUGUCGGGAUCUUCAGACAGUCAUCUCAGAGCGUUUGCUUCAGUCUGAAGGGCUGGUGUUCCAGAAGAAGGCCCUGAGCACGCUCUGUAACCUUCUGACCCAGGACCUGCAGAAGUAUCAGGAGGAAAGGCAGCGGCUGACCCGUUUCACCCAGAGAAUACUCGGGAAAUCCCACAGGCCAGGGGGAGAGGAAACCCUCCAACAGAGCAGGGACGGCAUGCAAGGGAAGAACGAGACGGAGCAGGAAAACAACAUGCACACUCUGGAUUUCUCUUCAAAGUCACCACUUAGUUCUCACCUGAGCAACAAGGAAGGCGAGGCAGAGAAGGCCUGGAGCGCCUCUCUAAUGAGGCCAAUAGUUGGCCUGACCAAUCAAUCAAAGCUGCUGCGAGCCGGCAGCGUCAAAGACCUGAUCACCAGGUUCUCUGGUCGAGACACCGUCCCAGCUUACAGUAUGCAACAGAGCUUUUGUUUGGGACCUGAAAAAGUUCUAAAGACCGCCUCCAUAGAACCUCUCAACUCUCCCAAGUCUACGUCCAGUCCCCCCAUGGUAAAGAGAGCUGGACAAGAGGCCACCCCUGUUCCCAGCAUCGUCUUGACUCCAUUUAGAGAAACCACUCAGAAUGGGUUGGAACUGACAAAGAAAGCCUCUAAAGCUAGUCCGGUUCCUGCAAGAAUCAAGCCUCCCGUUGAGGGUGUCGCCCCAAACUCUGCUCCAGAACCAAGAAGCAAAUCAGAGGCAGCAGACUCUGGUAGAGAUUCAUUGGCUGACUCUGGCAUGGGAUCGGAGCCAGAAUUGGAUCAGAACAGACACCCAGACAGCCCGUCAGAGGACGACCUCUCCACACCCCGAGCCGCGUCGAGCAGCGAGAGCUCAAAGUUUCAUACGUACACGAACAACGAACCGGGAAUCAAUGGGGUAAGCGGCAGGGAUGUGGAUGGAGGCCGCGGGUCAGCCGGGGAAAACAGCCCCAGGCUGGCCAGAUGGGAAACCACCCGGCUGGGGUUGAACCACUACCGCGGGUCCCUGGAGUCCCUGGCCUCACGGGACUGGGACACAGGUUCUGACAGGGUGGGCUUCACCGACAGCCCUUCCAGGGCGUUCAACAGCCCGUACUCCUCAGCCACUUCUCUGGAGUUCAACCCCACAAACAGGAUGUCAGAGUUCAAGGGUAGACUGUCUCCCUCCACCUCAGAGCUCAACUUGUACAGCUUCAACAGUCGCAGCACCAGCCCAGUGGGCGUCGCCUCCUUUGCCUCCUCCCGCCCCCGCUUCUCCGCCUAUGACACACUGAUGAGGAGGAGGGCCGAAGUCAGCAGCCCCGUGCCCUCCACCCAUUACAGCAUGCGCUCUGCUACCCUGGGGGCCCCCAACAAAAGAGACUACAUAGAAGAGCUGACCAAAGAGCUGGACGCCUGCCAGAAGCGCAAUCAGUUCCUGGAGGCAGAAAGUGUGCAGAUGGAGAAAGAGAGGAACCAGAUCAGACUCGACAUCCGUAACCUGCUGGUGAGCAAAGAGGACCUCCACAGGACCAACACUCAGCUGACCAAUGAGCUGAAGAGGCUGAGAGAGCAGAUGAUAGACAUGGAGAGGGAGAAGCAGGCGGUGGUGGAGCAGUGCAGAUCAAUGGAGUUUGAGGUGAAGCAAGCCAGAGAGAUGAUGGUGGAGGCCAACACCCAGGAGUACGCCUUCAACUACCUGCAGCAGUCGCUCCAAAACAAGAUCCAGGAUGCUGAGGAGAGCCUGGAGAAGCAGACGCAGCGCGCUCAGGACCUGUCUGACAAACUGUGGCUGGCAGAGAGACAGUUAGAGGAGCUGGAGAUAGAGAAAGGCACUAAAGACAAGAAGACGUCUGAACUCAACGCCACUGUUCUCAGGCUAGAGACAGAGCUGGGCGAUGCCCUACAGAACUACACACAGAUGUCCACAGAGCUGAGCCUGCAGCAGAAGCUGCGUGACGAUGCCCAGCUGAGGGUGGAGGAGUUGGAGGAGACUGUGCUGGAUAAGGACCAAGAACUACAGAGACUGCAAUCUCUCGUUAGCAAACUGCAAGGAGAGGUCUCCGGUAAGCUGAUUGAUAAAGAGAGGACGCUGGAGGAGGAGAUUCAGCUGAGAGAGAGGCUGCAGCUGAUGUGCAGACAGGCUGAGAGAACGGUGGAAGAUCUCACAAUGGAGCUGCAGAGCACAAACCAGGCCAAAGAGGAUCUGGCAAAGCAGCUCAAACAGACUCAGGAAAAGAUGAUUGACCUAGAGAGUGAUCUGGAGGAGCUGCAGGAGAGCGAGCACAGGUGGGCUGCCAAGCACAAAAGGACCAUCGAGCAGACUGAGCAGCUGCAGCAGAAGCUUAUUCAGCAGAAAGAGAUGAAUGAGGAGCUGGAGGCAGAGAAAGCUUCCAUGGAGAGACAGUUGCGCGAGCUGCGACUGGAAGUGGAAGACCUGCAUAGCUCCAGAGUGCAGGAAGACGUCAUUUCUAAAGCAGAAAUCAGAGCCAAGGAGCUGGAGAACGCCCUGAGGGUGGAAGAGAGGAACAAAGCAUCGCUGUCGAACACCAUCAAUAAACUGGAGAGGAGGAUCAACGAGCUGACCGAUCAGAUGGAGGAGGAGAGCCGGAUUGCAACUGAACAGAAGGAACUGAUGACCCAGAGAAUCCGUUCCCUCAAGCGGCAGCUGAAUGAGGUCGAGGAGGAAGCGAGCCGGAAGGAGGUGCAGUACCGCCACACUCAGAGGGAGCUGGCUGAGGAGCGGGAGAACACCAGCCGCCUGGAGAGACAACUGCUCGAGCAACACCUGCAGAACAAACGUAAAGAGAACCUGACCAUCCGCCAGACUCUGGACAACCUGAGAUUAGACCUUGAUGAUGAAGAUGAAGAGGACAAUGCUCCAGAAACAAACACUGUCACCAAAGUUUGAAGCCUUUCACACUCUGUAGCUCCAGCUUCAGUUUUGCGUCUAGUAGCUUUUUAAAGUGAAAUAAUGGAAAUGUAAGAGCUAGCUUUGAAAACUGUGGGCUUAUGGGGAACAGCUGAUCCGUGAGGUGUAAAAGUUGCCCACCAUCUAUGCAUUCAUCUAUGCAAAAUCCUAAGACAAAAAAAGAUGACAAUAUUUUGUUGUUUGCACGAGUAUUCUCCACUAACUGACGGCUUUCUGUUCUAAAGCCCCAUGAGUGAAGACAAAGAAAGAUAAAACUAAGUAAUGAAGAUGUGACGCAAUAAAAAAAAGUUUUAAGUUGAAGGAUCUGCAGAUUCUUGCUAAAAAAAAAAAAAAAAACAACUGGUAAUCAUUGUUUAUUUUGAACUUGUUUUUGUUUUUAAUUACUAUUCCAGAGGAUGAGAAUCUCUGUGAUAAUGCCACACAAACUGAACAUUUCUGAGGGAAUAUCUGAAAGUGCAGUUUUCAAUCCAAACACUUUUUGGGAAGAAGCUUUAUUUAUACAAAACUGUUUUUGCUCCCAUUUGUGUGUCUCCUGUUUGUUGAGAACUACAGUCAAGCUUUGAUGCAGGAUGCUUUUUAGUCUUGCUUAAUGUAACAACAGUUUUAUUGUCUUUGUAAUUAAAGGGUUGUGCUGCUGUUUGAGACCAUGGUUUCACAUAGUUCAAAUUAUUAUUCUAAUUAGAAAAAAAAAAAAAAACUUUGUUGAUUGUAAAGGUUGUCAAUCAGCUUCUGGGUAAAUGCUUUUUCAGAAAGUUACAUGAAAAGACUUUUACAUGAAAGGACUUUUUUAGCAGAUUUGAUGCUUGAUACCCAAAUCAAAGGAAGAAAGGGGAAAUGCUGUUGUUCAUACUGUGAGAGUGUGAAAUAAACCGCUCCUAUUUGCUGCA
Messenger RNA from Oryzias melastigma (Indian medaka), 4390 nucleotides. RefSeq names its product cingulin-like protein 1. Bases 78 to 3482 code for a protein of 1134 amino acids. Lineage: Eukaryota; Metazoa; Chordata; Actinopteri; Beloniformes; Adrianichthyidae. The record is from RefSeq and is a predicted model, not a curated record. The transcript has 24 exons. Gene Ontology annotation, cellular component: myosin complex.